CCCCCAGUCCGCGGGUUCGAGCCGGGGAAUCCCCACCGCGUGCUUUCCUGCAGCCGGGGGAGCGUUUCCCUGGCUCCGUUCAUUUGGCGGGCGGAGCGCGGCGGGGAGUGGAUCGAGGCUGGGCGCCGAGUCGUUUCCCCGUUGUAAAGGAAAACCAACAUGGACCAAGCUGUGGAGGAAGACCCCGAUCCGCCCCUGAGCCCGCCUCUCAGCCAAGAGACCUUUAAGCAGAUGUGGUGCAAAGUGGUCCACCCGUUUUGGGAAUUGAACGCGGACUCCACCCAGCAAACCACCAUCCCCUACCUGGUGGAAGGGGGCAGCUCCACGGAUCAAACCAACUUUGGCUUGUCGGCUCCGCCAGUCUCGGACGGCUCUCCGUUGGGUGCUCUGGCUGAAGGCUAUCCAGGGGGAGAAGGUUAUCCCACCCUGGCCUUAAGUGACUUCUUGGAGAACUCCCAGUUCGUGCCCCUAGCCCCCCAAGAUUAUGGGGCUGGGGAGAGCUGCCCGAUCCCCCCCACGGAAGAUUAUCCGGGAGAAUUCGGCUUCAAUCUGGAGUUUGAGCAGUCGGGCACCGCCAAGUCGGUCACUUACACCUUCUCUCCGCAGCUCAACAAACUGUUUUGCCAAAUGAGCAAAACUUGCAAAGUGCUGAUUCGGAUGUCCGGGGCGCCUCCGCCAGGCUCCGUGGUCCGCGCCAUGGCCGUCUACAAGAGAUCCGAACACAUGUCUGAGGUGGUCAGGCGCUGCCCCCAUCAUGAGCGGCACCCGGAGCACAACGACGGCAUGAUCCCCCCGGAUCAUCUCAUCCGGGUCGAAGGAAACCCCCUGGCCCAUUAUCACACAGAUCCGGGCACCAAACGGCACAGCGUCUGGGUUCUUUAUCAGAAGCCUCAGGUGGGGAUGGCAUGCACCAUCGUCCUAUACAAUUACAUGUGUAACAGUUCGUGCAUGGGCGGUAUGAACCGGCGCCCCAUCCUGACCGUCCUGACUUUGGAGACCGAACAGGGGGAGGUCCUGGGACGUCGAUGUUUUGAGGUGCGGGUGUGCGCCUGCCCAGGACGAGACCGACGAUCGGAGGAGCUCAGCUUCCAGCAGAAAGGAAAAUCCCUGGAAAAUACGAAAAAAGCUCCUUUGCAAGGCCCGCAUCCGUGCGCCAGCAGUGGCAGGCCAGUGCAAGUCGCGCCAGAGGAAGAGGCGCCUGAAUGUGAAUCGGGGGGUACAUCUGAACCCAAGGUUUACACGCUCGUUAUUCGCAACCCCAGACAUUAUGCGAUACUAAAAGAGCUUUUAGAAGGCUUGGAGUGUAAAGAAGCCUGCCAGAAGAACGGGGAGGGCUGCAAGUCCGGGAAAAGCGUCCUGAAGAGCCGGAAACGAGCCAAGUUGACUUCGCCCCCUCCAAAGAAAUUCCGGGUGAAGGAUGAGAGCCAGGACUCCAAUUAGGGAGGGGGGUGUGACAUAAUACCCCCCCCCUCCCAAAUUAUUUUUAUUUUAUUUUUUUGGUCUUGUUUAUGCUUCCUUUUUCGUUCUCCGAAUCCUUUUGAUUUCCAAGGUUGCUCUGUUUCCCAAUCCAGCAUCUUGCAGAGCCCCCGGGUUUUUUGGGGGGGUCCCAUCCACCCCCCCCAAACCGGUUACCAUUUGUUCCCCAAUCUUAACUGGGAACCCCCUCCCCACUCCCAGCCUUCCUCCCCCUUCUCCAGCCCUUAUGCCCCCCCCCCAACCUGGCCUUUCUCUAGAGAGGGUAUGGGAGAGAUUUGGGGGGGGUCCCCAUAUUGCAGCCCCCCCCAAAAGGGAUGGUCAGCUUGCUUCAUUUUUCCAUCCCCUAAAAAUUCGGCUGUUUUUAAAUCCCUUUGCGAUUUGGGCGUCCAAACACCCCCUCCUCCUCCAGGUUUUAUGCCCCCCCCAACUGCUGGGGGGAGUUCCUAAAGGGCCAGCUUUGGGGAGAGGGGUGUCAAGGCUGGUUCCUCACCCCCCCUCCUCAAAUUGCCCUCUCUCUCUCUCUCCCUUUCUCCACCAGCCAGGAUUGGCUAGUUAGUUUUGCAAGCUUGGCAGGUUUUUGAACGUGGGACUUCCACUCCCAGAAUUCCACAGCCGGCCCUUUGAAGAGGGGCAGGCUGGGAGUUGGAAGCUGGGGGAAUUCUGGGAGUUGCAGUCCUGAUCCUUGCCAAGCUUGCCAAACGAACUAGCGAGGUCCGGCCGUUUUAAACAUAUAUAUAUUACAUUAUCCUUGAACACAGUAUUAGUAUUUUUUUUUUUUUGUAGAUGAGUUUUUCUAUUUUCUGAUGUAUUUUUUUUUAAUUACCCCCCUUCGCUUUGCACUUCCUUUGCACAUUCCUUGGAAGUUUAGUUUUGUUUUUUUUAUAUUGGAUCCUUUCCCUUGUUUUGUCACCCAACAUUUUCUAGGGAAUAAAGGCAUUUGUACUGUUUUUCUUUAAA
This is a messenger RNA of Crotalus tigris (Tiger rattlesnake), 2433 nucleotides long. It is a transcript of the gene TP53, whose product is annotated as tumor protein p53. The transcript has 10 exons. NCBI's taxonomy places the organism in Eukaryota, Metazoa, Chordata, Lepidosauria, Squamata, Viperidae. The record is from RefSeq and is a predicted model, not a curated record. Gene Ontology annotation, molecular function: RNA polymerase II cis-regulatory region sequence-specific DNA binding; DNA-binding transcription factor activity, RNA polymerase II-specific. The coding region runs from base 160 to 1440 and encodes 426 amino acids. Gene Ontology annotation, biological process: apoptotic process; regulation of transcription by RNA polymerase II. Gene Ontology annotation, cellular component: nucleus.